AUGGCGGAUUCCGCCGGGCUCUUCCAGUUCGCCACUGCCGCCGGCGCCGGCAAUGACAAGAAGCGCGUCGCUGCCGGCGACGGGGUGGGGCCAAAACGGCAGAUGCUGCGGAGGUGCGACCACGUGGCAGCACAGGUGUUCAACCCGCACGCCGCGUCCGGGUUGGACCACGCUUCCACGGAGGAGUUGUGGAAGCGGGCCAGCCAAGGCAACAAAAAGGUGCAAUACUUCACGGAGCUGGCGGAUGAGACCCCAGAGCGCCGGGGAAUCGGAAUCUCGAGGACGGCGGAGGUCCUCAAGGGCGAGCAGGUUGAGCGCGGGAUCGAUUCGGCGUCGUCGGACGACGAAGACCACGUGGACGAAGAUUACCCGUCUUCCUUGGAGGACCUGGACCAGGAGCUUGCCCGCGAGGCCGGCGAGUUCGCCGAGGAUGACUUGGCGUACGGAUCUGAAUAUCCGUCCGCCUCUUCUUCAGCCACGUCGGACGAGGAAUCCGACGCGGAGGGCACCAGCACGACGUCUGGCACGCAAGCAGGCGCGAGCGGCAGCGAGCUCGGUCAGACUGAGGGACCGGGCGACGCCGACGCGCUUUUUGCUUGA
Molecule: messenger RNA, 600 nt
Organism: Prorocentrum cordatum
Lineage: Eukaryota; Dinophyceae; Prorocentrales; Prorocentraceae
Source: the annotation of a GenBank genome assembly